Molecule: messenger RNA, 36456 nt
Organism: Xyrichtys novacula (pearly razorfish)
Lineage: Eukaryota; Metazoa; Chordata; Actinopteri; Labriformes; Labridae
Source: the annotation of a GenBank genome assembly
AUGAACCACGAAAUCCACCAAUGUUCUUGUAAUAGUCCAUCAAUACAGUUCGUCAAUGUGCUCUUCUUCCUGGAACACAAGUCAAGUCUAGCCAAGUUCAAAAGUUCAAAAGUUCAGACACACAGCUUCACGGAGGAAAGUCAUGUCGUGCUGUCGGUCAGUAAAGUCAAUCAAACUAUCCUUCCAGAACGGAAGAGUCAGGCAUCCGAUUCCUGCAGAAGACAGACUUUGGUUAUGGGCCUUUCCAAGGAGCUGGUCUUGGUCUUGAUCUGCAGCCGUCGCACAAAUCCUCUUCUGUCUGGGAAGGUUUGGAUAACCCUUCCCAUGACCCACGAGUUCCGUGGUGCUGUUUCAUCCACAAUAAGCACAACGUCCCCUUCUACAAAGUUGCGCUUGAUACCAGUCCACCUCUGACGUUCCUGCAACUGUGGCAAAUACUCCUUAGUCCAUCGCUUCCAAAAUAAAUCAGACAUGUACUGGACCUGCCUCCAGCGUCGAUGAGCGUAGAUGUCGUCUCUUUGAAACUGCCCAGGUGGCAGGGAAGGAGAGGUUUUCAACAGCAAGAGAUGGUUAGGCGUCAGAGCUUCGAGGUCGUUAGGGUCGGUUGAGGCCUUAGUAAUUGGACGGCCGUUAAUGACUGCUUCCACCUCACAGAGGACAGUGUGCAAUCCCUCCUCAUCCAGAUUUUGAACUUUCAAGAUGGAGUUCAAGACCUUGCGCACUGAUCUGAUCAACCUUUCCCAGGCACCACCAUGGUGCGAUCCAGCUGGGGGGUUAAAAAUCCAUUUCACCUCCUUCUGAAGAAGAACACCAUUUAUCUGAGCUUGAUUCCAACCUCUGAUAGCCUCUCUCAGCUCACGCUCUCCUCCAAUAAAGUUCGUUCCAUUGUCUGAUCGAAUUUCUUGGACUUGGCCACGUCUUGCCAUGAAUCGUCGUAGUGCAUUAAUAAAGGCGUCUGUAUCCAGCGAAGGAGCCACUUCGAUAUGAACAGCCCGUAUUGCCAAACAGGUGAACAUGACUCCAUAUCUCUUUACAAUGCUCCUCCGGCUCUUAACCUCGAAUGGUCCAAAGUAGUCCACACCGACUCUGGUGAAUGGAGGUUCGUCCGGGCAGACCCUGUCAACAGGAAGAUCAGCCAUCAGCUGACACCCUGGGGCAGCUUGCAACCUGCGGCAGACAACACACUUUGACAAAAUUCUCCUUAUGGCUGUGCUGACCCCAGGAAUCCAGUAUCUUUCACGUAGUUUGGACAACAUGUAGUUGCGUCCUCCAUGACCAACUUGUUGAUGUAUGUGUCUCAGGAGAACGUCUGAAAUGUGGAGCUCUUUGGUCAGAAUGGCAGGGUGUUUUGCGUCUUCAGGUAAGGCUGCUCGGCUCAACCGACCACCAACCCUCAGGAUACCAUCCUCCAACACAGGAGCGAGCUUGAAGAUGUGACUUCUCCUUUUCACACUUUCGCCCUUCUGCAAACUAAAGUGUUCAUCAGGAAACCUCUUCCUCUGACAAAACCUGACGAUUUCCUUUUCAGCGACCUGCAACUCGUCUACCGUGAGGAAACCUCUCGGUGCCAGGUCUUUGAACCCUCCUUUUCCAAGCUCCGAGGACGGUCUUUGUUGUUUCCCUGACUCCGACUGAGUGGACGCAGAGUCAGUCCAUGUCCUCUUCUGGCUGAGACCCCGCAGCAUGUUUUUUAGCCUGAGAAACCAAGCCACAGCCCUUCUCAGAUGGGUCCAAGAGGAAAAAUGAUGGAUUAGUUGAGUGGUUGCAUCCACAUCCUCUGAGGUCUGCACUGCAUUCACUGCCACACUGGCCUUGACUUCUGGAUCGUUCAGCAGGAGUUCGCCCAAGCAAUCUGGACUCACAGGCCAGUCUCGUUCAGGUUGCAGGAGAUAUGCAGGUCCUGACAACCACGCCUUGUUCCUCAGGAACAUGUCAACCCUCAGUCCCCUGGAGGCCACAUCUGCAGGAUUGCUUAGGGUGUUUACAUACUUCCACUGCGAUGGAUCUGACACUUUGAGUAUUUCUGCUACCCUGUUGGCGACAAAGGUACGGAACCUGGAAGUCUCAUUCCUGAUGUACUUCAGCACAGAGGUGCUGUCAGUCCAAAACGUUGACUCUAUUAAUGACAUGUGCAACUCCUUUUUCCAAAAGGUGUCCAGACGGCUUGCCAUGGUAGCAGCUGUGAGCUCCAUGCGGGGUAUUGAGACCGGCUUCAAAGGAGACACCCUGGACUUUCCCAUGACAAAGCUGCUGUGCAUCUGGGAACAUGCAUUCCGCAGGAGAAGGUAGGUCACUACACCAUAACCAUUAUUGCUUGCGUCUGUAAAAUGGUGCAGUUGCGCCACAGUGACCUCACCAAAGUCUGGGGGUUUAAGGCACCGCGAAACCUGGAAGUGCUCUAACUGAUGGAGCUCCUCUAACCAGCUCGUCCAUUCCUGUGCAGCUGAUGGUGGUAUAGGGUCAUCCCAACCGAGUCUUUGCCUACACAGCUCCUGCAGGAUGAUCUUGGCAGAAAGAACAAUGGGACUCAGGAUUCCUAGAGGAUCGUAUACUGAACUGAUGACAGAGAGGAUCCCCCUCCUUGUCAGGGGCCUGUCCUGCACCAGGAUUCUAAACUUGAAGACAUCAGACUGGAUGCACCAUUGCACUCCGAGCACCCUCUCCACUGGUAGCAGGUCAUGGUCCAAAUCCAAGUCCUUCAUGCCCUUAGCUCUUUGGUCCCCUGGAAUUGCUGCCAUCACUGCACGGCUAUUGCUCAUCCAUUUGGUCAACUUAAAGCCUCCUUUGGCACAUACAGAGACCAGGUCAUGAUACAGUGCCACUGCUUCUUCCUCACUGGCCGUCGACACCAGACAAUCGUCCACAUAGAAGCAGUGCAGAAUCCUCUCAAUGGUCUCCUGGCAGAACUGUUCUUCAUUGUCCUUAGCACAUUUCCUCAAUGCAAAGUUAGCACAACUUGGUGAGGACGUUGCACCAAAAAGAUGUACCAACAUUCUGAAGUCUACCAGGUCUUGGGUGCAGUCACCGUUGGGCCACCAGAGAAACCUCAGUAGAUCAGCGUCUUCCCUUGGCACCUUUACUUGGUGAAACAUGGACUCUAUGUCUGCCAUGAUCACUACCGGUUCUUUCCGGAAUCUGGCCAGGACGCCAAUCAGCGAGCUAGUGAGAUCCGGCCCUUGCAGCAGUUGAGCGUUGAGAGAUGCUGACUGGAAAGUGGCAGCACAGUCAAAAACCACACGGAUUUUUCCUUUUUGAGGGUGAUACACACCAUGGUGUGGGAUAUACCACAAUCUUCCAUCAGUACGUGCCAGCUCAUCUGAAGGUACUUGCUCUGCGUAUCCAUUGGUGACCAUAUCAUUCAUGAAAUCAGUAUACUGCUGAUGAAAUAACGAGUCCCUCUUGAACCUCCUCUUCAGGUUUAGAGCACGCUGCUCGGCAACCUUCUUGUUGUUUGGCAUGGUCACGGAGCUUCGCAGGGGCAAUGCAAUCUGGUAAUGACCAUCUACAAGCUUGGCUGAAUCCUGGACCAACUUCAUGAACUUUUGGUCCUCUCUUGACUGGCCAGGUUGCUCAUCGUAGCCACAUUCUGGGAAAUCUGUUCUGAACUGCUGCUGCCAGAGCUCCUCCAAGUUCAGGACUGAAAUUCUGUUAACGGUCGCAACAUCCAUUCCAUCACCACUGUUUCCCCCCAGUGGCCCAUUAACAGUCCAACCCAAAAUAGUCUUGAUGGCAUACGGUCCAUUGUCCACACUACGGAUGACUUGUAAUGGUUCCAGUGCCCUUGGUACGUUUGUUCCAAUCAACAGCUCAACUUCGGAGUCGAUAUCAGGUAAGUGAACAUCUCUCAAGUAUGCCCACCUCUCGAGAUCCUUUUGACGUGGAAUAUUUCCUCUAUGCACCGGCAUGCACUCCUGUGUAUAGGUGUUGGGCAAAUCACAGUAUGUCUCUCCGUCCAAACCGGCCACCUCCAGUCCCAUGACCACACAGCUGUUAACGACCUUCUCCUGACCCAUUGUCCGCAAAAGGAUUCUUGUCCUUUUUCCUGAGAGGUUGAGCUUGUUCAUGAGGUUUACUGUGCAGAAAACAGCCGUGCUACCUUGAUCCAAGAAGGCAUAAGUAGCCACUACAUGAUUACCUUUCUUGGAUUUAACCAAUACAGGAACUAUAGGAAGCUUGCACUCAUGGCCACCAGCCCCAGUCAACCCAUUAGAUACCAGAGCACAGCCCACUGCGGCGCCUGGUUCUUCUUCUGUCACUGGGUCCUUUUCCUUUGAAUGGAUGUGAAGCAUUGUGGGGUGUUUCAAACUACACACUUUACAUGAUAGACGCUUUCGACAGUCCUUGCUGAUGUGUCCUGUACACAAACAGCCGAAGCAUAUUCCCUUUUCCCUUAAAAAGGUGAUCUUUUCAGUGUGAGUCAUCUUCUCCAUUCGAGAGCAAUACUCCAACAUGUGCCCACCCUCACAAAACAGACAGACUUUCUUGGCUGAUGAGGUUGUGUCUGGCCUCCUUCCUUUUGUUGCUGUGUAAUUGUGCUGUACAGUAGUCACUGUUGUAGCGAAACUACUUCCCUUUGGCCGAGAUCUAGGUUUUAAGCUGGUUCGAUUCAUGCCUCUGUUUACUGCUGGUGAUGAGUCUUGAAUGUCUCCAAAUACUGGGUCUGUUAGAAUCCUUGCUUGCCUUUCGAUGAAAUGGACAAUAUCAUUGAAUGUAGCCCUUUGGUUACGUCUUUCUUGUAUUUCACAAGCAGUUGUCCUCCAUCGAUCCCUCAGCUUGUAAGGCAGUUUUUUUAUUAUUGUCAGCAUGUUAGCAGGCAUAUCCAUUUCGAACAUAUACUGCACUUCGUUCAUCGCAUUUGCGCAGCCUCUGAGAAAUAGGCUAUAAUCUUGGAGAGCUUUAACGUCCUCUGAUUUUAUUGGAGCCCAUGACAACGCCUUGUCCAUAUAAGCAGCAGCAACCCUCUGUUCAUCCCCAAAAUGUUCUUGUAAUAGGAUUUUAGCUUGAGCAUAGCCCCUGUUUGGGUCCAUAUGCUGGCAGCUUCUCACAAGAUCUCUUGGACGACCUCUAGUGUAUUGCUCGAGGAAGUACAGGCAAUCACUAUGACUGUUGGACUUGCUUUCAAUACAGUUUUCAAAGGCUCUCAGGAACGUAUGAAACUGCAGUGGGUCACCAUCAAACACCUGGAUGUCUCUUUUAGGCAAGAGCGCAUGUUGCUGCUGUUGUAUCAGCAGUGUUGUAAUUUCAUUCUGUCUUUUCAUGAUGUCAAGAACAUUGUUUUGCUCCCCAUGUCUUGCUGAAUCCCCAACAUUAAGACUGAUUCCAUGAUGUAAGUGAUCAUUAUGAGCAUUGAGCAGAGGAUUAAAAUCAGGUAAGUGGCUCUUUAAAGUGGGAGGCUGAAAGUGAACAGCAUGGGUCGAUCCAUCUGAUUUAGGCCUUGUCACAGGGUCACUGUCCAUGAUUUUCGAUUGCUGUUUAGAUGUUUCCAGCCUCAGAGGAAUGAAAGGAGUGGCAUUGACAUUGAACUUUGUUGUUUCUUGUUCAUUUUUAACGUAGGAACUCAUUGCAUUGGACCUGUCCGUUGUAGUACUUUUCGAACCAGAUAUGCUUGCAGCCCUUAGAACGCUCACUUUAGCCAAGUGUGCAGCAAUCUCUUCAUCCAACUUGAGCUUUUCCUUGCGUUUCCGUAUUUGCUGCUCCUCCUCUUCCAGUGCAUGUCUGUCCUGUAAAAGUUUUUGCCGUGCCAUCAGUGCAGCUAAAUCAGCUUCUGCCUUGAUGCGAGCAGAAGAAGUUCCUGAUACGUUGGACCUUUUACCACUCCCAGAGCUUUUUCCACUCACAGCACUUUUUGCAGAUCGUUUGCUUUGCACAUUUGAUAUGCUAUCACUUGGGUUCACGUCAUCCUGUAGACCUUCAUAAGGUGUGAUGGGGCCUGUGUCCUGUGCUGCUGCCUGUAAAGCAUCAUCUAUUUGAGGGUCACACACAUGCUUUGUUGCUGCGGCCUCAUCAUUAUCCACGAUAUUUAGAACAUGUUCAUUCUCAUCCAACCACUGAGUCACAUCAUCCUUGAAUGUACUGCUGUAACGUUCAAUACUGGAGAACCAAUCAUUCUGUUUUAGUUUUUCAUCCUCGGGUAACAGUGGAAUUAUUGUUUGAUGCAGGUUGACAGCAGUAUCAAGGAGCUGAGUAAUAGUUUGCAACUGAGAUUUCACUUCCUGUACAUUUUCCUUUCGUUUCAUCAGCUCUUUCAUUGCAGGUAUUAAGCCUUUUAUUUUAUUCACAUGUGUUUUACGUUCAUUUUGUAGAUUUACCACUUUAUAUGCCAAUGCUUUUGCAGUAAGUUUCACAUUCCUUUUAGCAACCACAGUUUCAUUGUUUUCCACUUGUUCCAUGGCUUCACUCAUAUUGUCCUUUUGAGAUUCGGCAGUUCAGUGGUUCGCGCAGUGAAUCCACAAUACACCCAGCAUAGUUUUAUUUUUCCACAGAUUGUUUCACAUCAAUUAACAUCGGAAAACACCACAGGUAUUUACUCUCAACGAGCAGGACAGGCUGUCUCAGCGGACUUUCACACACGCACAGCGCUCCCCAAUGGAUGCGCUGUAUGCGCUGUAAUCAAACUGCGUUCCGUCCAACAUACACAGAAUGAAUGGAUGCGAGUGAUACAGUCCUACCGGUCUGAAGUCCACGUUGCGAUCAGUCUGGCGUUGCAGUUAGACACCGUGUGGCGUGAUCGCGUCCGUAUAUGCCGUUCGGGUGUUGGUACUCCUUUUUUGUUGACAAAAUAUAGUGACUAGGAACGAAAACAAAGUCACUGAGAGGCUAAGUGAGGGAGCUUCCGCAUUGGUGACUCGCUACACAAACCACAAGCCAUUUCCGUGUUUUCCGAUUGAGUUCACAUUUAUUUCCAACGCCGCACAAACAGACAGACAGGGCAAGGCAAGGCAAGAUGAUCUAUGGGCUUAGUUUGACGUUUAAAUCAAGCGGUCAACAAAAAAUACGCUCUCCCUACUCACCCCCUCUCCAUGCAGCCGCCGCAGCACCCAGGUGACUAUAUGUCCAUUCAUUCAAUCAUUCAAUCAUCGCGCCUUGACCACACCCCCUCGUGACGUGCAUGAAAGGUGCAGCCCAGACAGUUGAUGUCAACACACACAAACCUAACCACUUCUGCAUAUGGCACCUACAAUAUGUUCAACUUACCCCAUACACGGGGUAAGUUGACUAUAGGAGACCACUGUUUUGGCAUGCUAUAUUAUCAAGACAGUUGUGUUUACACUCAUUCGGUUGGUUUGCAGGGAUGUACAACAUCUUGAAAUAUAUGCAGAUACACUAUUUAGAGACAAAACUAUGAUUGCCUUGAUGCAGUGAUCCGAAAUAUGAAAAAUGUCUCAUCUUACCCCACUGUCCCCUAUAUUAUAUACUGAUUCAUACAUGAAACGGGUUUUAAAAAUAUGUAAAUUAAAGAGGUUGUUGUAUUUUUCCCUCAUGCAAUUAAAGGUGUGAAAUGAAGAUUGCACCGUUUCGGCCCAGUAAUAGAGAUAAUAAUCAUGAUAACGGUAAUUUUUCUUUACUGCUGCCUGUAAAAAUGUUUGUUUACAGUUUGUACAGGGUGUCUAAUGUGUUAAUGGCGGGGAUAAUCUGUAAUUACAGACCGAAAUUAACUUGCCAAUAAAAUAUUGUUUUAUUGAUUAUUUUGAUAAGUUUUAUCGCCACAUUUACUUUUCGUGCGUAUAUGAUAACAUUCUCAAAGUGUUGGGGUGGAGAAACGUGCAGCGGGCUGUCCGGAAGCGUGAAUCAAACACACCCUCUUUGAUGAGGCAGGUUUGUGACCUCAGUCUGACCCCUCCAGCUGUGACGCGUCUUGGAUGAACGCGCUGUUUUUAAACUCGCGCCGCUGACGCCAUUUUAACUAGUUUGAUGUAGUUUUCUGCGAUUUUACAAACUAGUCCACCGAAAGUGUACUCAUGUGGCGUCAGGACACCAUUGUUGAGGAUUUACCGUCGGAAAAACAAAGUAUCCUGUUUUGCUGUCUUCAGUAAAAGUCCUCAAAGGAGCUGAGGUUAGGAUCAGCGGGCCUACUCCACCACAGCUCACCUCCUCAAACUCAGGUAAGAGCGAGUUUUCAUACCAACUUUGUCUGUUUCAUGUGGCAAAAUAUGAAGCCUGAACAGAGAUAUGACAUUGUUUUUUUGUGGUUUCUGUCUAUUCUUUGCUGUUUUGUGUUUUUAUUUUUGCAGCAGCAUCAGCUUAUUAUGAGAAAUGCUCUAGACUGGCUGAGUUUAUUUUUCUUGUGGUUGUUGGCGCUUGAGUUUUCUGCUUUCAAAGCGUAUAUGAUGAUAAAGUGCAAAUGCAGUUUUAAUGUGUUUUGGCACAUUAUUUGGCAGCAAUAGCUUUUAUAAAUCAAGAGCAGUUUGCUAGUUCUUUUCACAAGACACCAAUUACUUGUAAAGUCACAGUAACUUUUUGGAAUUACUUUUAUUGUGUAACAAACUGAAAAAACACAAACUCUAUCUCUCAGUAAAAGUGACCUAAACGUGCAAAAAGUCAUUCCUAACUAAAGAAAAAAGGUGAAACCAGCAAAUAUUGGAUAUUUGUACUAUAAAAGGACAGAAACUUUUAAUUUGAUCAUAAAAUAGUUGGGUUAGUUCCCUUUUUAUUGAUUUCCUUCCUGUUGAGACUCUAAAACCAAACUCAAAACGCAACUUUUUAGUCUCGCUUUUAACUAAAUUUUAUAUCAUUAACUUUGUGUGUUAACGAUAGCUGUGUUUUAGCACAUAUCUUUCUAGUUUUAAUGACUGGAUCGUCACUCUUAUUUUAGUGUCUUUUACUGUUGUUUUUAUUUCAUUUCAUUCAUUAUUUCUUAAAUUUCAUUCUGUAUUACUUUUUUUUUUAGACUUUAACCUAAACCGCCAUUGUUUCCUUAUCUUGAGUUUUAAAAUGACGUUUCCUCAGUGCGCACAUCCCUGUUUCCACGAAAUCAUACCCUUAUUAAGUUAAAGGUGGGGUAGGCAGGAAUCUGUUAAAGAAGCAUCUUUUUUUGUGGUGUAUACAAAAAAGCUUUCUAAUAUCAGUCAAUAGCUAUUAGUUAUUGAUGAUAUUUGGUAAUAUAACGAUAUCGCUGUGUAUUAUGUCUGUUUAGUCAACAUUUUACAUUUUUUGAGCGUCCCGCUCUUUCUGACUGUAAACAAAGCCGUUCUCUGCCUCCCCCAACCUGAUUGGUUGUGAGGCAGACGCUGCUCCCCCGUGUCGUUAAAGAGCCCAAACAAAGUUAGCGUGCUACGAUUUCGGACAGUAGAAACCAUCCAGAAAGUGCUGAAAAUUGUCUGAAUCCUCCUUUGACCAUGACUGCCAAUACAAGCAAGAAAACGAAGUAAAUACCGGAGACUCUGACGGAAUAACGGGCGCUUAAAAAGCUGGGUCAACAUCAGCAUAAACGAUGAGGAACACUACGGUAUCUUAUGGACCAUGUAACCUUUCUGCUGGACAGGUAAACUGCUUUAACAAAGUAAGCCAAGUGUCUCUAACAAAAGUGUUAGAGGGGACCGGCUGUGUGUUGUAGCGCCGCUAAACUCUUUACCUCGGGUCCUGAACUAUGUCACUUUAUCCUAGUUGUAGAAGUCCUGCAAACAUUGUGUUUGCUGGUAGUCUGUUGGCAUCUACAGUAGCACCAAUGCUUUUUACUCGGCCCCAUUUGUAAUUAUCUGAAGUAUUUAUCUGCAUUAUAUCUGAAUUUAAUUGAAACGAUACGAGCGAGCAGGAGCGUCUGUAUGUGGGCGGGGCUUGCUGGAGCAGAGAGGGAGGGGAGAGGAGGAGCUGAGGGGAUAACUGGUUGGGUGGGGUAGUGUUUACAUUCAAGAUUCCUCCCCAAAACUGGUACUUCCUCAGAUCCUGCCCACCCUAAUGCAUUUUAAUACUGUUUCUGUUGCGUUUAGAUCGUGGGAUGGGAAUGAGGGGUUGGGCUGGGGUAGAUUUGGGUAUUCUUUGUUUCUUUUAUUCGUCUCUCUGUGUUGCACUUGUGCUACAUGGUUGUGUAUGAAAAGUGCCAUAUAAAUAAAGACGGAUUGAUGAUUGAUAUUGUGUACCCACAAAACAUACUGUUGUUUUUAGGGUAACUAUUCUUCAAAUCAGUAUGACUGUGAUUGUCUACGUACUGACUUUUAUCCUGCCCACAGCCCACUUCAAUACGGCAAUAUUUACACUAAAAGCAAGUUGAUUAGGUGACUACAUGCUGCUUCCUGUCACAAUUACCUUUUAAACUGCUGAGCUCUUGUUCACUCAGCUUCACUCAGUGGUAACAUUAAGCUUGUAUCAUGUACUGACGGUCAACUGCUGCUUAGCAACAAUGUGUAGCGGUUCAUAAUGAGAAGCUGUCUGCUUCCAGAUAUAACUUGGUGAAAGUGAAAUGUGUAAGGGAAUAAUUUGCUCUAUAGCUGACAUAUAUUUAGCUGCUGCGGUGUGUCAGGUGGGUUGUUAGCUUUCAAGUGAUUAAUUUAAAAAGACAGUAUUUUCCCACUGAAGUUGGAAGUGGUUGAUAUGGAAGUGGGCAUGCAUGAGCUGGCUGCUGACAGACGAUAAGAUAAGUAUGAUGUACGAGUAGCUCUUAAUGUUUUGAAAAACCUACAGAGUUUCUACCUGUUUUCAGUUGUUGGGGUUGUGGUUAUUAAAUUUAGAGGUGUAGAUUACACACUUGAGUAGUAAAAAUGAUAUUAAAAAUGAACAACAUGAAUAUGUAUCAUAACUUGUAUUCAGAAAAAUAAAUGAACCACAGAGCUUAGCUGAGAUAAAAACUAACACCAUCAAAGUACACAGGGAAAUAUACAAAAGACUGAUAAACACAGGUCCAAUAGGGAUUAAUUCAAAGUGUAGAUUUAUUUAUUUAUCUUUAUAAUAAACUCAGUGUUAUUCAAUUUUUAAUUAGGUGCUGCAGCUUUUGAUUAUUGUUUGCCUACAAGUGCUGAUUUGCUAAAAUAUACAAAGCAGCAUCAAGGACAAAUGUAAAGAAGUACAGGGAGGACUAACUUAACAAUAAUGACACCUCAGCAGCUAAACAUACAUACAAGAACUUUAUCUUGGUGUGUUGAAGACAGAUGUUGAGGGGAGCUCUGGUAAAAGAAGCACAGGUGUUGGUCUGAAAUGACUUAAGUUCCAUAUCAAUGAUGUUGUUUCAGGACGUUUCAGUAAUCCUGUGACCUAGGUAUAGUACUCCAUUUCUGCGGUACCUCUAGUUUGCAAAGUAAAGUUCGGUUUAGAUGCCAUGUAUUGGUAUAUCAUGUCUGGAGGCUCCAUAGCAUUACUUUAUUUACAUUAGACUAAAAUACAGCAGAAUUAUCAUCUUUAACAUGGCAAAGUUAUCAGGUUUGAUUACCUGCUGCUGAAUAAUAAAGGUAAAUGUGCCAAUAACCACAGAAUGCAUCACUUCCAGAAAUACUGGGACAGCAGAUAAUAUGUCAUAAUGCAAUAUAAAUGACUUCAAACUCUUUAAGGACAACGUUUUGCAUUUAGCCCAGCAAGGUCAGUAGAGGCUUACUCUGACUCAUUUCCCAACGACUCUUGGUGACUUUCCCGCCAAAUGCAUACAAUGCUACUGUGCAAGUGGUGGAGUGCGUACAAGGCUACUGAGCUAUGUUGGUUUCAGGAAAUGGAAAAAAAACCCCACAGAAUUACCGAGAGCUUUUUGGCUUCAAAUCUGUAUACUAUUGGAAUGCAGAAUCAAGUUGUUCAUACAGUCUAUGGUUUUGUCAAAGCUUUAUUAGCAGCAACAAAAAGUAAAGGACACAUGACUGAAUAAUAAAUACAAUUAAAGAAUCCAGAAAGUUUGAAGCUUUUCCUUUUCCAGUGAACUUUAGUGCCGUGCAAAACUUGUUAGGGUAUUUCUGCAUAGUUGUAUCAGUACUUGUAUCAAAAACACAAGUUUAUCUUUCUUUUGAGGGAGAAUUUCCCCAGACCCCUUACCUGUAUCUUGUCAUAUCUUGAUGUUUCUAAAGUUGACUGUGCACAGAAGUAUCACUUCCCAGAAGCAGCUGGAUAGUUUGAAGGGACUGAAUACAAUUAACUCUAUCUGUGAUCAGCUGACCUGUCCACCCUGUCUCAGUGGAGCAGGGGCGGAAAUAAAACUCAUAAUAUAAUACAGGUUGUUGACACGGAUGGCCUGCUUCUUUUCUCGCAGAAACUCCACAGACAUUGAUAAGAGAAUCUGUCAAGAGAAGCAGAAUCGAUAAACACAUUGAUAUAAAAAAAACUGUAAACUUUAGUCCCUAUCAAAGAGUACUGCCUGGCUCUUGUGUCAAAGCUGUUGUUCAUAGUUACAGUUAAAGUUUAAAGUGGCUUGUUCACCUGGUAAACUUCCUUCACUUCAAGUUUGAUGUCAGCUGAUCACAGAUCUGUUUGGGCUUUUAACAGGUAGUAGAGCUUGACUGUGUUUGACUUGAGCCAACCACAGCAGAGAUUAGUAUCUUAAUUAUAAAAUCUUCAUGAAAGCGUGUUUGAAAUGGUGAUGAACAGAAGAAGUCCAGGGUGAUUAAAAGAAGCGGGCUGUGGCUGUAACUUGUCGUUAGCCUCUGUGAAUAUUGUAACUCUCCAACUUGGUUAAUUUGAUGAUGAACACACGACGACAUAUCUGCUGAAUUCCUUAGAGUAGAAGUUCCAGUUAAUUGCAUUUUUGGAUGCCUUUAUAAUGAAACAGGCAGGUCAGGCGAUGUCUGACAACAUGCAAGGGGGUAUAGCUGAGAAACCAAACUUCAAACUGUGCUGAUUCAGUUUGAAGUUACUUAGGACAAAAUGGGAAUAACUCUGAAGGCAUCUCGUAGGGCUGCACGAUUGUGGCCAAAAAUAAAAUUCAGAGUUUUGGCUCUAAAAUUUUGAUUUUCAAUUUAGAUUUUUUUGGGGUAAAAACUACAAUAGACAACAGAAUUAGUGAUUCCAAAUAUUUUUAUUUUAGAAAACAGCAAGCAAUUAAAAGAUAAAUCCCUUUUGGGUUCAGUAAAGUGACAACCUUUACACGAUAGAGAAAAAUACUGAUUUGAUUGAUUAAAUUUUGUCAACAUUGUCAUCAUUAAAUAAUCCAAUUACGAUUUAAAAUCGAUUAAUCGUGCAGCCCUACUACCUCGUAAUGCUUUCAUACAGGGACAUGAUAUGAGGCUUGUGGUUUUUUUUUGGGGUGGGGGGGUUUAGGUUCACACAUAGCAUCUGUGAGAGCUGUCACAAAAUUAUAUAGGUCUAUGUUUCCAUCUGCAGCCUAUGUACUAGGGCUGGGCGAUAAACUGAAAAUUUACUGAUACAGAAAUUUACAACAAUAACCAACGUCAUUGUGCCCAUAUCAGUAUAUUCGGUGUCAAAUAAAUAAACAAAAGUUGGUUUUGGGUGUGUGUAGGUAGGCUAUGGUCUCAUGAGACCAUGUGACCCCACCCCAUCCAGUCUGUAACAAAGAGGGAAAGACCGGUGAGGAGAUGGAGGACGGUUCAAAAGUUGUAGCGGUGGCUGAAGUAGACGAAGUGAAUGUGGAAGGGGGUGAGCAGCUUGUGGAGUAGUUAUCAUCCAUUUAUCGUAAUCAAGGUGCACUGCUAAAUAUAUUGUGAUAUUGAUUUGAGGCCAUAUCGCCCAGCCCUACUAUGUACCCUUUAAAUCUCCCCUCUUACAGACUGACAUCACUUUAAAACAGUGUAGUUCAUCUACUCACUCAAAGUGAACACUACCUCUGUUGCCUUUUUAUAAACACACACAUAUAAAUUAACUUUUUCAAGAAGUUUUCAUCAAUAAAAGAAGCACUUCAUCACUCAACCUCCACCUUUCAUUUUUCACCCUGUCUAUUUAUUUCUUUCAUUUUGAAAUUUCUUUCUCUGUCUAUUCACUCUUAGUCAGUCGCGUCCCUCAUUUCUGCUCGGAUCCAGUCAAGGACUCCUCUGAAUCACAUGUAAAUGCCGUAACUCUCCUUCAGACAUUGUGCUCCCGUUGUUGGGAGUGAACAAACAUUUCUGUCACGUCUGUGCCUUUCUUCUCUAAAAAGUGUGAACAAAAGAAAUAACCCUGAGCUCUGGCUUGAAUAGCUCGCCGUCCGUUGGAGGAGGAGGAGGAGGAGGAAGAGGAGGAGGUGGGUACAGUUUUCAACAGAUCUGACGCACUUUCUCAAAUUUUAUUUCACCUCCAACUGCAAAGUGUGAAGUUGCGGAGUGUGUGUGUUGAGCUUUCUUCAGACGUGGAUCUGUCAUUGAAGCAUUAGCUCGAGGUCGAUAAUGAUUAAUAUUAUUUAUAAGCACCAGGUUUGUCUUUCUUUUUAUUGACAUCAGAAGAUCAUUGAUCUUCUACUUGAUGCUGCAGUAUGACUCAGUGAUGAUAAUGUGUGUCGAGUUUGAAGUGGGUAGGGCUGAGGUUGGUGAUGUCAGUGUGACGACAGAGGGGGUCAGUAACGCUCUGAGUUUACUGACCCACCUUGUAGACCUCCCCCCUUCUUUUGCCGUCCUCCUCCUCCUCCCACAAACAGCAUACCCCCGUUGUUUUUCACUUAAUGCCAAAGCACCCAGCAGAGAUCCACACAAAAGUAGUCAUCUUUAAAAACAAACGAAGCCUCUGGUCUCCAGCAGGACAUGCAGAGAAGAGAGGAAGAGUGGGGGAAAAAUUCAGAUCACCAGUGGUUUCUGCUCCAUAUUGGUGUAAAUGUAAUUGAUUUCCAACUGUGUGGGAUCGGUCUCUUAGAGUCACAGAACAAACAUGGACUGAGUAGUUGAAAGGGCAGAAAAAAAUGUGGGCUUUAUCUCCCAGCUCUGUCUAAAUCUGAUUUAUCCCAGUCAAACGGUGCACACAGACUUCAUAGAGCUAUCAUGGCUUUCUCGCUGGGUGAAAUUUGUAUGUAAAUUAUGUUUCAGUUUAUGAAACAUGCAGGUAUCCUAUGGUCCCUUAUUAACUAUUGUUUCUGCACAACUCUAGUUUCUGAGCAUUUGUAUAUUGAUGCUAUCUGUGAUUAUUGACUACUGUUUUUUCUGUCCAGUCUGGUGCUACACAAUUAAUCAAACAAUCGCAAUGAGAGAAUGAUCAGUUAUGUACGAAAGAGGAUUAAGGCUACAUGGAGUGAGAAAAAUAAUUACAGGAGAUUAAAGUCAAAGUUUGGAGGUUAAAGUCAGAUUUUCGGGAUUAAAAACUUGAAAUUAUGUGAAUCAAGUCAAAAUUUUGUGAUUAAAAAUUGAAAUUUCGAGAUUAAAGUCGAAAUUUCGAGAUUACAAAAUGCCGAAAUUUCAAGAACAAAUAUUAAAUCUCGAAAUUUCAACUUUAACGUUGAAAUUUUAAUUUUUUUAUUUUGACUUUUUAAAAUCUUGACUUUAAACUUGGAAUUUUGACUUUAAUCUUGAAAUGGAAAUUAAUAAAGUCCCCCUCCUGUAAUUAAUUUUUUCUCUCUUAAUCCUCUUUUGUAGUUAUGUUACCACAAAACAAGCUGUGAUUUGCGAUUUUAACUUUGUUUUGGAGUCUGUUUGGAUACGCCCAUCCAAAAAUUAGGCUCUUUUCGAGACUGUCUAGUUUUUUGAGCUGCACUUGGAUGUUCUGAGUUGGAUUGAAUUGAAAGAGAAAUCCAAACUAAUAACUUUUAUAACUCUGAACUAGCAUCUCUGUGAUAACCAACUAAGUAAAUUGACAUUUGUUGAUUAGAGGUUUAGUCAGAAUUUGAAUAAACAUUAUGAAAUUAGUUAUCAUGUUUCUAGUAUUAAUGAUACAGGCCAAAAUGAGUCUGAAAUUAUCAGCAUUUUGGAUAUCAGCAAAAAUAACUGCAUAUUGCUUACCCCUGACUCCUCCUCAGCUCUGCCUCCUAGUCUUAAUAAGGUCACAGCUGACUAAAGAAAAUCAGGUUUGUAGUGACUAUAAGAGUUUGAAGGCAGAGUGUACCAUCAAGGUUUCAUCUAUUUCUUAUUAAAAGUCUGAGUGAGCUUCUUUCCAGGUUUACGCUUAGUCCAUCUGAGCCAAGAGUUUGAAGAGAUUUCAAGGCUUGGCUACUUCUUCAUUACUCUUUCACAGAGUUGUGAAUCGAAGCAUCAACCCGUUAGUCUAAAAGAGUACAGUCGUAAGAUUAGGACUUGUAUUUCUCAGUGUGGUAAUGGUCUUGAGUGCCAGUUGUUUGGCUUGAAUCCGUGAUAGCACACCUGUUGUUGUUUUUGUUGUUGUUUUUCCUCGAGAACUGCAGUACCUCUCAGUACCUCCAAGACUUUGGCUGCCAGAAACUCCUGGGAGUGCAGGCGCUGCUGGCAGUAAAGGCUCAUCUGUAACACUAGAGACAGUGAUUAGAGAGAGGGAAUCAAUAAUACAUGGUAAGGGACGGCUAAUGUACCACAGGGACUGUCAGACAGACAGCCAUGUCUCCGAUACCCCAGCCCGCCAUCUCAUAUCCGCUGGUCUCUACACACAAAGCCAGACGGAACGAGCUCAUGUGGUAUGAAAACGUAACAGGGGAAAUAAAAACUGGAGGAGAGAAAGGUUAGACAAAUAGAGAUAAAGAGUUUGAACGCAGAAGAAAGAGCAUGGGAGGAAAGAAAAAAAGAGCAAAAAAAAGUCAGAGGACUUGAUUCGAGAACCAUCUGUCUGGUUUAAUAGACAGUUUCUGUAAAUCCCUGUAAAUAGUAUGAUCACGGAAGAAGAAGAGCAGACAGCAUCGCACAAAUACAACAAGCUUCUUACAGAGCCACGUUUUCAGAAGUGGGCCCCUCAUACAUGAUGACUCAAAGAUCGAUGCAGGGCUGUGAAGAAACCAGCCAAAAUGAAAUAAAUGUGCAAGCUAUCCGGGAAAUAAGAUUGGCAGCAGACAGAAGCAUGCCAUCAGUCCCCGGGGACGUGUGCUCGCCAAGCGGUCUCUCAUCCGCAGAGAUCGGGGUUAAUGCCUCUCCUGCAUUAGCACACUAGCACCACACUAGUCAGCUGACCUGAGCCACAAAUACACACACACAAACACACACACAUAGGAGAGGAUGAACAGUAUGAGAGAAAGAUGAUCUAAUUAAUCAGUGAUUGGAACAACUGCAUGCUUCCUCUUUUGAACGCCACUCGCCUACACACACACACUGACUGCACCCCCCCAUGCCCCCACCUCGCUCUCUCUUCAUUACACCCCCGCCUCUCCGUCUCGUUUCCAACACCGCUCAUCAUUAGUCUCCAAAAACAAACACACAAACAGAGUUUACAGAUUCAGACAGAGAGAUAUUUGUCCAUGCUGAUGUCCCGACUGGGCUGCUGCCUGAAUAAAGCCUCAUUACCGACUCGACACGCCGGCAGCAGACUUGUGCGCUACGACGCCACAGGUCGCUCGUUACCGCUCGACUUGCUCUCCGCGACUUGGACCAGACUCUGUUAUAGCUAGCCCGUUCAACAUCGCUGCCUGUGACCUCCUGCUCAUCAUGACAAAAAAGAAAUAUAGCGCGGCAAAAGCAGUGAGUCAUCAGGCAAAAGUCCAAACGUUGAGUCUUUUUGUAAUGUGGCAUUUAGCUGCUCAGUGUCUCCAUUAUGCCGACGUGCUCAGGUGAUCGCAGAAAGAGUUUUCACCAAGGCUCAGGUGGGAUGUCUGAAAUGGUUUGACACUUGACCUCAAUUCAAAGGCUAUUGAAGAGGAGCUCAAAGACGCAGAAAGCCGAUGUUUGUAUUCAGAGGAUUAUACAGAAAGAAUUAGUCCAUCUCAUGCUGCUGCUAGUGGGUUCAAAACACUCAGAGAAACCAAGAAUAGAAGUAGAUGAGAGUAGAUGAGAGUUAGUGCAAAAACAACAAUUCUAGCAAGCCAAACAGACUGAAAAUGUGAAAGACUUGCUUUUAAUUUCAAGGCUUAGUGUCUCUAAUUUUUUUAUUCAGUGCAAAGUCAAGUUAUGUUUUAAAGGACCAGCAAUUGACAAAAAGCUUCUGCAAAUUCAAACUCUGGAGAAGAGAUUGCUUGUUAGUUGUUUUGCCUUAUUUUCUCUUUUAAUUCCCUUGCACACAACUAACUUUGGUUCCUGUUUUAAAGUACGCUGUUAUUUUUAAAGGGUGCAAAAAAAGGAGCUAAAAUGAUCGAAAUGAAUGACAGCAGGCUGAAAGAGUGAUGAAAAGUAAAAAUGUAUCAACACCUGAGAGGCAUAAGCUAUCACGUUGUCCUGUCAGUGUCACGUUGUUGGCAGAUACGCUUUAGCGAGUCUUUCAAGUAUCAGCAAGGGUUUGGUGGUUAAUCAAACUCCAAUUUGGAUUACGAUUAUGGCUCUCUAAGAUCGUUAAAAUAUGACAAUUGAGAGUGAGCACCAUCUAUGCUUCCUCCUGUGUCAUGCUUGUUUUGUCCUAUACAAUAUCUCUAGUGAUCCCUUCCUUUCAGCCCAACAAAGUUUUAGGAAAGCAAAAGUAGACGCGGAUCCUGCUGUAAUUGGUCGAUUGCUGUAUCUUCAACGUACAAUUCAGAUGGAGAGACAAGAACAGGGAGAGGACGGAGAGGAGGCAGCUGUGUGUAUACGUGAGUGCCUGAAAAGCUAAGGGACCGAAUGAGCAUGGCGAGAGACGGGCUGUAGCUAUCAUGAGUCGAGAUGCACUGAUCCAUUUUUUCCCUAUCUAAUCCGAUACCUUGGCUGAGCGUAUCUGCCGAUAUCCGAUACCAAUCCAAUACUACUGUUGAAUGAAUGAACCGUAUACCUUGCAUCAGGCUUGACAUUAGCCUUGUUAAAAAAGGUAACAACUUAAUUAAUCUUAUCUGUUUUUGUGAAUGUUAGUAGAAUGACUUCUGUCUGUCUCAGAGAUAUUUUAGCUCGCUUUUAUUGUGCUGGGACUUGUUAUCUUUUGUUGUAGCAACAGGUGAAUGGCCGACACAGAACGGGUGUUUUGGUCGACAUAAUCCUUCUUCUAACCGAAAUAAAUCCAGCAACAAAUUCUCUUAUUUGUUGCUUAUUUUGCAAUUGUUACCGAUGUUGCGCUGAGAAACGCAUGCCCGCCGAGAAUUGCAUGCACCUCGCAGAAACGCGCACCGCUUACAGUAGAGUGGUCCAUGGAAAUGUACAAUUUAAAACUCAUACAGUUCUUGUUUGUGGGGCUAAACAGUGACGAGUAAUAUUCCGAAAGUAAUUCUCAGCGUACACGUGUUUCUCGGCACAACACCAGCAGCGCCAGCAAUUCACUCCAUGUGUAGGCCAUGUGCAGGGGCGUGGUUUCCUCCGCUCUGAUGCAGAGACACAUGCAGUGUAUCUCAGUCAGCUACCCUUGAAAUUAGAUGAGUUCAUUCGCCUCCUAUAUCGCAGGCUCUGCAGUGUGACUGUUGCGCUCACAAUGAUGCUCUAACUACAUAUAGUGCAGCCCGUAAGUACAAAAGGAUAGUCAACAGAAUUGCUGUGUUGCUGUGUAUGAUAAGAAUUAAAAGAAAAAAAAAGAUGGGAUCGGAACGCUGGAUCGGCGUCAUUCAUCAGAUCCACUUAAUUUGUCAAUAUCGGAGCCGAUAUCUGAUCCAAAUGUCGGAUCAGUGCAUCCCUAAUCAUGAGCGACAACAAGCUACUGACUGCCCGGCUCAAAAGUGAGAGACAUUGACGAGAUUCCUAAUCGGAUGCAAACUAAAGUCUUGAUGUUAUAAAGACGUAAUUCGAAGGCUUGAAAAGACUGAAUGAUUUGUAAGAUCUGUACCCUGUGAUAGAACACCACAAACCCUUAAGCGAAAUCUGGCAUUUUUUAGGCCACCGCUCUUAAAGUGAAGUGUCCUUUUCCGUACUUUCCUCAUUGGGGUAUUUUUUAAAUUCAUAUUAUUCAGUUAAGCAGACAGGCAUGCUUUGGUAAACCAAAAAGGUAAAGCACUUUCUAUGUUUUUAAGAUUUUGAUGCAUCCUCAACAGCAUCAUCAUCUCCAGCUGCUGCGUCAUCUGUACACCUCUACUCAGUGACAGACAUAAGAGUCGUGUAGGCGUUGAACAAGAGAAGUCAAAGACAGGUACAGGUCCCACUCCUCUGCAGGUUGUUAGAUAUAGUUUUCAUCAUACAGAUCAGAUGAUUAGUCCCUUAUAUGUGCUGAUUUCCAGCUGUCUUGUGAGGCACUAUCACACCCUGAUUACUUCCCCAUAAGUCACCGGACACUGAUGUGUGAAAGGUUGAAUAAUUGAUGCUCUGUUUGGUUAGAGGCCUUUUCUGUCAAUAUGAUUAAUCGUGUUAUAAUCUGACUUUAGAGGGAAACAUUUAAUUUUUUGAUGGGAUGUCAUUUCAUACCUCUUUUUAUGUGGGUGACUUGUGGAGCAGCAAGGUUAACUCUGUGUCUUAAAGUGAUUAUAGCCUGCGAGUAACACUAUAAGAGCGUGUAAGGUUGCCACAAACGGGUUGACUGGCACCUCGUCAAACACUCAUUUACCCUCCCGCCAGCAUGCGCCCUCCCCACUGGGUGUGCGAUGAUUCAUCAUCUUACAGGCGAAGGAGGUUAAACGGUAAAGGGACAUUAGUCUGUGUCAGAGGGGCCUCCCUCCUCGAACAGCCUCUGCUGGGCCUGGGAUGACAUUUUCAUUUGACCCGCAGCCAACAUCCUUGUAAUGAGAAGCCAUCAAAAAGCAAUCUCCUAAAAUAGAAAGGGAUUUCAAUUUGAAGACACCUAUAUUGAUAUGCAAAAUAUGACCAGAAAAAGACUCCUAUAGAUCAGUCGGGUAAAUUUGAAGCCCUGUGAUGACGCCUCGGAUCGGUUUGAUCUGCUCAUGCAAGAAUAAAAUGAUGCUUAUGAGUAGAGAAAGGAUGUUUUGAAAAGGAGGGAAAUACUAAUCUGGCAUUCAGUGUUACUGAAGAUGUGUGUGAAAUUGAUUUCUGCUCCUGGCAGUUUGAAACCCAAAUCAAUUGUAUAUGUCCCAUAACUGCAUAAGAAACCUAAAGUCGAGCUUUGGGUCUGUAAAGCUGUUUGGACGUGUUAGAAAUAGAGAUUACUUGACUUGGCUACUCAACCACUUUUUUUUCCCUCUCAUUUGUCUGAAACUCUGUUUUUGAAGCUGUAGACUUAAGGAGGAAAGUCAAAUUUACUGGCCUGGUGUCACUUUUAAAGUAAACUGACUUGCAGCAAAGGUGCACUGAACUGUAGCUUUCAAUCAAGUCCAGAAAUGAUGGUCUUAGGGGGAUUUUGGACUUUUCUGUUUGAUAGGGGUGAAACCUCCCCUGGACCUUGGUCUAGACCAAACAGCAGGAACUUGGUCUGACCGAACUGAACCCUGGUCUGGAAAUGACACCAGGAGUAGAAGAGUCCGUUACUAUGUUCAAUGGAGAUUGUCCAAGAACAGAAAAUUUUAUAAUAUUGUAUUGUAGUUAUACCUAACUACUGACAGCUUAUCUUUUCAUGAGUUGUACAACACAUACUUCCUCUCUUGAGUCGGUGUUUCAGUGGCUCAACAGGAUUGCAUACUUUUGUCUCCUUUCUUGUCGACGACGAUAAAGUUGACGUCUAAUGAUCAAAUUCAUAAGACGAACUUGGACCAGCCUCAUGAACAGCUCUUCUAGUUGUCGCUGUCUGUCAUUGAAAAUCCACAAUAAUAUGAUGGUGGGAAUGACGAUUUCAUUCAUGUUAACAACAUUCAAGAUCCACGUUAAUUAACGUAUGGACGUCAGACGCCCAAAUCAACGGAAACUACAGAGACACACAAAGCACGUAGUUGAUGACAAUAUCAUGUCAUGUAAAUUUGUUAGUCUGUUUGCAAUAGUGACCGUGUGAAACCUAAACAGACUGAACCAAAGUUAUACAAUGUGACAAAAACACAGACCUUGGUUCAGACUUUCAGGUGUGAAAACAUCCUUAAUUUUGAAUUACAUCCAAAUGCCAUCUCGAGAUCUGUACUAAACCCACAUUUUUCCUGGAGCCUAAAAUUUGAUCCAAGUGUAUUUCUGCUAAACUACAGUUAAUGUAGUGUCACACCUUUGAUUGAAAACCUAAACUUGGCCAUACUGGGACUCUGAUGCUGUUUAAAUCAAUCAAGCAGUCCUAAUUGUACCAUAACGACAAAAAUGAGCCGCAUUUCCUCCAUUUUCUCCCAUCUCAGCGGAAAUGCUGCAUGCUGAUGACACAUGGUGUAAUAUGCACAUGCUGUCGCUGUAAACACAGACCAGCUCAGAAAUGAAUUGAAUAGAUUGGUCCCAUGGAUUGGCUUUCUGUAAUUUAUGCAAGAAUGAUUGGAUCACUGUGUGAUAAAGACAAGCAUGAAAAAUUCAGCGACAGUUUGGAUUUAAAAUGAUAAAUGAAUAACAAAACAGUUAGUCUACAUAAAGAGUUGUAUCGAGGGCUGGGCUUUUAAUUUUCUUUACGAUUUUGGACUUAAGAUAAUUGAAAUUUGAACAACUAUUAGAGAAGAGAGGGGAUCUGUAUUUUCAACGUUUUGUUUACUAUCAUGCAGCUACAGGUGGCAAAACUAUAAGCUCUGCUAGGGAGAGGGGCAGAAGGAGCAGGUGUGUGUUAGUGAAGCAGAGGGACGGAGUCAGCAUGGUGAAGAAUAGGCUGAUGAGGGUUCAAAGGCAUAAAUAAGUGGACAAUCACAGAACUAAACAAAGUGUUCAAGUUCAAUGUAAUGCAGAUGCUGUCAAAUCAGUAAUUUAGUUCAAUCGUUAUGAUCUCCAAAAUCAGUGUUUGUGAUUAUGAAUUCUGCCAUUAUCAAGCAGCAGCUGACUCUUAAAGGGAUAUUAAAAUUAAUGUAGGGUCAAACACACUGUAACACCAGGUUAGACACCCUGUCGAGAAAUGAAUGUUGCUGACUGCUUGCUUCUCUAGUUAUACCAACUUUAGUAACGACUGCAGAUACCAACACAGAGAGCCAUGUGCUCAACUAAAACGCCACUCUAUAGCCACAAAUAAUGCUCAGAACAGCACCUAACUUUAUCAACAGUACAUAUAGGGUUAUAGCCUCCAAACAUUUUUUUUAGCUUUGCCUGAUUUCUUUAGCAAAGAGACUCACCUACUCUCUCCCAGCAGCUCUUUGUUUGUACGGAGACCUCCGGGUGAGCAGCUCAAGGAAGAACAUUUAUGAUCACUUUAUGAUUUUCUUGAAGUAAUACUCACCAUAUUAAUCAUUUUGCACUGCAGAUGCGGUAGUUCUUCUGCUUUAGCGUCUUGUUCUGAUUGCAUUUCCAUUAAGAAAUGAUCGUAAAUGUUCUUCCUUGAGCUGCGUCCCCCCGCUGCAGUCGAUGGACUCACUUGGAGGUCUCUGUAAAAACAAGUGGCUGCUGGAAGAGAGACUGUGAGUGUCUUUGCUAAAAUAAUCGGGCAAAGCUAAAAAAAUGUCUGGUGGCUAGUGCUAUGGCUCGGACCCUAUAUAUACUAUAUUAGCCCUAUAUUUGUGGCUAUAGAGUGGCUUUUUGGUUGAACGCGUGGCUCUCUGUAUUGCGAUAUGCGGUCGUUACUAAAGUUGGUAUAACUAGAGAAGCGAGUGGUCGUCGUUACAGUGUGUUUGACCCUAACUUAAUUUUACGCCGGAAUAUCCCUUUAAGCUCUAGCUGUCCUAAGUUCAUCUUGCUUAUGUUCACAAACUGUGAUUAUUUCACUCCUCUAAACUUAUUCCUCUUCAUAUUUCUGACAUCUUGUCAUGAUCUGACCUGAUCUUGUCUUUUCUGUCCUGGCUGGUUAAACGACCUGCCUGUCUGCAGCCAGAGUUCCUUGGAAAUCCACCGUCUCAUUGUGUUCUGUCUAGUUGAAGAGAAAAGUCCCGCUCUGAUCUCCGAAGCUGUCACAGACAUUAUCCAACUUUCUGGACACUCUUGACUGCUCUGUGAAUAAAUGAUGAAUCAAUCAAAACCGAGGAGAGCUCUGGGGGCCUUACUGAAAAACUGUCAAAACAGUUACACAUUACAAAUCAAUGAUGCUGAUGAGUCCGUUAAUCGGUGAUAUGACUGACAGAAAACAACUUAAAGAAACGAUUCAUCAUUUGGAAGUGAGCUGCUGAGAUGAGCUCUGUCUGGUGUUGUGGGGCCUGACCACAAAGAGCUCUCAAAGUCAGGGUGAGAACUUCAAACUGUGAGAACUUGUGCAGCAGAGGGGACUGUCUGUUUGAUGAUAUGCCAUGCUCGGUGUCAGGGGUUGGGAUAGUUUAGAGCACAACAAGUAGCUGUUGAAGUGAAUUAAUUAUAAAAGAUCAGGAUCAGACUUUGACCCUCAUUUUCUCUGUUGUUUCAAUUGCUUACAGACAAAUAAAAAAAACAAAACAAGCAGCAGUAAUUUUCGUUUAAUUUUCCUCCACGGGUGGAACCAGAUGAAAACAUUACAUGCUCUACUGUCAUUGGAAGCUUUCAUUUUCUCCCGAGCCACGGAUGAAAUCUACCUUAUUGCUGCCUCCCUUCUCGCCCCCAUCUUCCGUAAUGAGAGAAUAUUUCCCCAGAGUGAGAAAGCCGAUCCAAGCUGCACUUUUAGAAACUUUAUUAAACCAACCGAAGCAAUUAUUUUUGUGUUUGCCUUCCUGCUGACGAGUGACGAUCCAUUCAAUAAGGCUGGUAAAUGUUAAUGUGAAAUGAAUUUUCUGUGGAGUUGUGAUCAGUUGUGUGGCCAACAGUAGUUUUAUAUUUUCCAGCAGUGUCAGUUUAGCUGUACAGUCCUGCAGUGAUGUGAAACAGGUUUUACAGCAACAGCUGCAGAAAAUACCCCGACUCAGAGGGAUCGCAUCUUAAUACAAAAGUCUGGCGAGGCUCCAGCUGGGGCAAAAUCUUUUAUUGAAUUGCCCAGUUAGCCUGUGAUCAAACACUGGGGCGGGAGAUUGUGUUCUUCAGCUGACAUUUAUCUAUUUAUCUUUUCAGAGAAAAGGAGAAAAAAUUGUACAGAAAAAAAUCAAUAAGGCUUUAGAAAUGAGACACCGUUGGCUGCAGGCUGAUAGAUGUCUUGUCACACACUUUUACCAACAACUUCAGUGUUGAGCCUGCAGAAAGGCCCGGGAUUCGCCGACAAGUCGAUUAGCUGCUGUGCGACACAGCAGCUUUGGGGGCGAACAGCACAAUCAGGAAAUAACCUGUUGCUGUAGAUUUAAUAUGUGAGGAGAAGCUGAUGCCACCCAACGAUGGUACUUUGGAGAAAUGGUUUCAUACAAAAGGUGAGAAUGUCCCACAACUCAGUAGAAGAAGAAACCGUGUUGUCCUGGCUCUUUAGGAGGCUGACUAAUGUUGGUGUUGGUGCUAUGAUUGAUGUUUGGCAAGAUUUCAGUCUUUUAUUUCUUCUCUAACUCACAUUGGAAAGUCCAGAUUCAUUUAUAAAAGGGUUCAGGGCGGCAGUGGCUCAGGAGGUAGAGCAAUUGGCCAAGAACUGGAAGGUUGGCCGAUUUCCCUCUAUCCUUAGUCUGUCCAUUGUGUUCUUGGGUAAGACACUUAACCCACCUUGCUCCCAGUGUGUGUCCUCCAGUGGUGUAUUAUUGUGAGAGUUGUGAGGUGGUCGGAGAGGCCAUAGGCGCAAACUGGUUGCCAUGUUUCGGUUAGUCUGCCUCAGGGCAGCUGUGACGACUAAGGUAGUUAACCACCACCAGGGUGUGAUUGUGAGCGAUUGAAUGAUGUAUCCACUGUAAAGUGCUUUUUAGGUCACUGACAAAAAGUGCUAUAAAAAUCUGAUGCAUUAUUAUUAUAUUUAUAAAAUGUAAAAUUCAGUAUACAAGAUUUGCUUUCAGUAUUCAAAGUUUAAAACGUAAGCAGCUUCUUAUGGUCCUACUGAAGGGUCGGUCUAAGCUGUGGGUCUGUCAGUCAAAACAGAUGGUACUAAUACGAACUUCAUAGUUGCACAGAAUCUACACAUUAUUUGGUUUCUAGAUUUUAUUGUGUUGAAACCAAAGUCUUCCUGAGUUUUUCAUUAUCUGGGGGAUCCUGUUUUCUUUAGUUUUAACCAAUAAGACUGUCUGGGGCUAUGGCUCAUUCACUACAUAUAAAUACUAGGGCCUGACUGAUAUUUUUUGGGGCUGAUGCCAAUACCAAUUAUUGGGGGGGGGGGGCUCUGAUUACCGAUUAAUUGUCCGAUUUUUAAAAUUUUUUUCAGGUUUUUAAAAUUUUGUUAAUUUAAGUAAUAUAUCUACAUAUUUACUAAUUGUUUUUUUUAAACAAAUGGCUAGUUUUGAGCCUUUCACACACUUAAAGGAAUCGAAUUAAAGGAAGAAAACUCAUUUCAAAUCCUUUUUGUUGCUAAAACAACUAAAAAAGAAUGAGGUAUUUUUUCACAAGUGCAAACAGUUAACUUCCAACUCUUUUGCUCAACAUCCUCUCAAAUAAAUAGCCUAUACAAAUAAACAGAAAUGAAGCCAACUCACGUACAUCAUAAAAAAUGAGGAACUCUCGAUAUACUGUCUGCUACUGCUCUUCACACCGACUGAUCAUCUCAGUAAUAUUCCACUUAGUCAUUAUGAAUCGAACUUGGACCAGAGAAGCGUUUUCAAUCAUAGACAGUGAAGCUUAAUAGACAUGAUUUAGAGGUGACACAUAAUGGAGUCAGGGUCUGUAAACAUAGCUAUCAAUCAGUCUUUUCUUUAGCAUUAAUAAAGUAGUUUAAAACAAACUUCUCUACAAAAAUUAAUGCUUGCACAAAAGUGAGCAUGGCAAGAGUAGACUUUUACUGACAGAAGCAUGUUUGGACAAUUUGACUGUAUUUUAAUCAGUCCAACUUUAACUCAUGUUUCAAUGUGUAAGAUGGUGGAGGUGGAUUUUGUGACCAAUACUGCAGCCAGACACUAGGGGGAGCUCUGAAAGUAGCGGCUUGUGCUGUCCAUGUCACCCUGUCUGCCUGUGUCACCUGUUCCUUCUGAUUUCGUGCUGUCAGCACAAGUGGACAUAUGAUAAUUGAAUGUCUCUACAGUUCAAAGGAUCAUUUCAUCUAAAAAUCCUCCGACACCGAGGAGCGAAAUGUCAAAGCAGAAUUUUUUUUUUUCAUGCAAGAGGCAGCUUUCAUUUUUAUUAGCCGAAGGAAUUGUCUCCAACCGUCAUGAUUCACAGUCGAACAAAGGGCUCAUAAGAGCGAGUGUCCAUACCGCAGAGGCAGUGGGAUGGAGGGAUUCAUCUGAUGUUCCUUCACUUUGAGUAGAAGUUAGUUUUGUGCAUUUAAAUGUGCCGAAAAUCCUCCUGAGAUGUUAUCCCUGAGAGAGCCGCGGCUAACGGCAGAGACACUACUUCUGAAAAAAAGAAUAAAAGAAGAAAGGUCAUUAAAAAUGCUGACUGAUAGCAGCAGUGGUCCUCUCAGACCAAAGCAAAGAUCCAAAUAUAACCAUGCUUUAAUGAAAAAGGCAGACGUGUCAAGAUGACCCAUGCUGAAAUGAAUCAAAUGAACAUCAUGUACGUAAUAAGAUUCUCUAUUAUGACCAGAAAUUUAUACGACAUAUAAGCAGUGUCAUGGUAGCCUUUUAUAUCCCAGCUUUGCUUUCUCUGAAAGAGUGUCAGAUUCAGUGUCAAAGACCCGGCAUGCUUUUCUUUUAAUCAGUCAACUUGACCACAGGGUUUCUCUGAUCCAAAGCAAGGUUCAGUCCUGCCAUUUUUACUGUCUGAAUGUCGAUAGAGGAGAUUUGCGGUGACAACUCUGCUAUGAGAGCUUGAAAAAUCUACAAAUAAAAACCACAGCGGAUAGCAUUUGAACAGUCUUUUUUCAGUGUCAAAUAUCUGGCUGUAAAUUGAUUUAUUCAAACACAAAAUCAACUAAAGACCUGUGAUAAAACAAGCUGAAUAUCCUUGUGUCGUAUGACAGUGGCCCAAAACUUUAGAUCUUGUUGCUCGAACUCUGACGCCGCGCAAAGCCCACAAAGCCAAUCCCCGUCAAUUGUAAAACAGCAUCCAUCAAGCUGUCACUGUGAGAUUGAGGAGUAGCUCCUGCGGAUCCACAAAACAAUAAAACACCCGAAUAAAACACAGCAAGAUUCAAAACACCGAAACGAGGCUGUUGUUGUUUCCUUCGAUCACAGGAUGGACUUGAGAAUAUUUCAGCUGCGGAGUGAAGGGGGAAUCAAGGUUUUUAGUGUCGCUGUUGUUUGUUGCUUUUGUUUUCUAAAUAUAUUUUCAGUUUCGUGCUGUACCAAAGACUUCAAAAAGAGGGAUGGGGUGUAAGAAACAGUUUGAGAUACAGUUUAGUCUGGUUAGCUGUAAGGGAACAAAAGAUUCUCCGCUAAAGUUUCUCUCCUGACCAUGGCGGCAGGUGACUUAAAGAGACGUGUUUUUUUUUCCUCCCGAGGAAUACAGCUUAAACACUCGCAGUGUUAUUUUUAAUCUGUACUAUUUAAUGAGGAUGGUCUUUAAAUAGUAAUUAAUAUGGAAUAGGAUGAACUAAAUGUCAUGAUGGCAUGUCAAGCCUCUAGAGACAUGCCAAGAAAACCCAUCCACCCGUACUCAUUCUCUCAUUAACAACUGUUGCAUUAGCAAACCCAAUUCACACCUUCGCCCAACUCUUCGGCGCAAACCUGCAGUUACCAAGGUAACCACGGGAGAUGUCACAUGUUGCAUCAUCAAGACGAGUCUGAAACAAACGACGACGAGGCCUUGAAGUCACUGACACAGUUAAAAGCUCCCGGCAACAAAACCCGCACACGUGAAAAAGUUGCGGAGGAGUGAAUCACCUUUUAAGUGAAGGUGGAUUUCACUUGAACGUGAUUGCCAGCUGUAGGUCGGCUGUAAGGCUGACAUGAUCCUGGGAAAUGAGAGCUGGGAACACCAGCCAUGCAUUCCCCCAAGGGAAAUGAAGCACUGAAAUGUAUGUAGAUAAUUAUUUCCUCCAAUCUUCCGGCCUUCCCCCCUGCCCUGGUUCUCUGUGAGUGACCUCCGCUGUCCCCCGGAGACUGGUGUCUGUGUGUGUGCCUGUGUCUGUGUGACAGAGGGUGUCAGAACAGUCUCCUAUGGUGAUUUGUUUUCUAAUAUUAGCGGAGAACUUUCAGAGAGUAGAGAAAAAAUCAUUGAAAUAAAUAACACUGUCUGAAAUCAUAAUGAAAUGUUGAUUCAUAUUACGAUGCAGCAGGAUACAAUAAAGUCCAACAUAUUUUAAUAUCUCACAGUAUCUUAUGUAAAGUUGUCUUUGCCCUGGAUUCUGCAUGCAAUGAGCUGUUUUUAAAGUUGGACGAAUACAUAGAAAUACCAAUGAGAGCCAUUAAUGACACAUUUUCACAAUAAAAGUAUGAAAUGAGAUAUGAACAUAAUGUUUUAUAAUUCUUCCGCUCAUAUUUGAUACUUACUUUUAUGAUACUUCUAUUAAAUCAAUCAACAAAUAACUAAAAAGGCACCUAAAUACAGUCCGAUAAAUGAUAAACAUGUCCUCUUGUGGUUUAUCAGUUUCCAAAAACAUCUAAUGUAUCUAACUAGAUAAAUAUACAUAUUUGUUAAAUUUUAAGGACAUUAGUUAGUAAAUUAAACACUUAAGCUCCAAAAAAAGUAAAUUUUCUGGCCUUAUUUUGUGAAUUUCAGGCAUUAAAGUGUUAAUGAAGAACUCAAAGUGCUGAAUUUAUAUAAAGAAUUAUUUAAAAGGCAUUCAGGCUAAAUAAAGUAUCUCUUGUUGAUUCAUUUUAUAUGUGAUAUUCAUUCGCUGUCUACAGUCUUGUUUGCCGUGCCGCGUCACAUCCCAUAAAUACCAAUGUCUUUCAGACCUGUUAAAACUUAACCAAAUGGCAAAUCCAGUCUAAACAAUUCAUGGAGUCUUGAAGGUUGAGCGGCAUACGGGGUGAGGGAUGAUGACGGGCUCCUCGUGACAUGGCAGCAUCGUGAAUAUUUCCACCGGUGCGAGGUUGAAGGGUCAUCCAUCUUUCUGCGGAGACAGGAAGACAAAUAGGCUGACACUCUGCUGUGAGUGGCUGUCAUACAUCUAUCUCAUCAUUACCGAGCUGCUGGGGACCGGCACCCCAUCAGCCCGUGUCACACCGCCAGCGUUUUCACUCAGCUGCCGUUCGCAGGAUCAGAUGCUACAACAAUAGAUGAGAGCCGCUUCACGUGUUUGGAAUCCUAACAGGGAUUUGUCUUCGGAGUUUGGACUUUGGACAGCAUGACUCAAAAGUUUAUUUGUUUGGUGCACAUUUAGAGACAGAUUGUAAGAAAGUUUUGAAGACUUAUUCGCCACAAAUCAGCUGAUCUUUGGAUUUUUAGUCAACAGUGGACAGACAGGCUACAUGAGGAAGCACACGGGUGUUUUUGAUGAAAAUAUCCAACAGGAUCAUGGUUAAAGUAUCUAAAAUAUGUCUAUAAUUGCAUGUCUUUUCAUGUCUUAUCAAAGAUGCUUUUAUAUGGCAAGUUUAGUUCAGAUCUGACUCUCAAAGAGGGAUCUUUUUCAUUCAUUUUAUUAAACUUUUCAUUGGUUUGAUUUGGCAAUUUGAAACAUUUCUCUCGCUUUGCUCACUUGAAAGAUUUUUUUUUGUGACAUUUUGACCAAAGAAUUAAUCAAUCAGUCUUCAAAGCAAUUUACAGUUAGUCACAACUUUCUGUUUUUGGCUCUUUUGGUAACAUCUAGUCAAAAGUGGGUAGCGAAAAAAAAAACAUCAGAACUUCAGUGACUCCCCCCUAAAACCCCUGACCCCCGGAGGAAACAGCAGGCAGAACAUGGCUAAAAAUGGACCGGAGCUCUGAGGGUCGAUCCGAGCCACAGGCCCAUCAGUGGGCAUAUCCUGUCGUCUUGAUCGGUUUCCUUUCUGGUUGGCUACUUGGUGUAAUCACCAGGUGCAAAGAAAUCUCAUUAUCCCGGGUCUUGAACUUGGCGUUCUGGACUGAAUAGCAACUACGUUCAGCUGGUGUAUUAAAACUUUGACCCAGGCAUUAAUUGGGCAUGACUUGUUUUCGUGCGCGCGCUGAAAGGGCGAGGGGGGUUUUCACUGUGAGGGAUAGUCCUCCCCACGGCAGCUGGUGGGCAGUGUGGGCAGGGCACCCGGGGACGAUGGGGGUCUAUGGUUCAUAAACAUGGUUCACAGGUCAAAGGCGUUAGUAGCUUUUUUUCUCCUCCCUUUGCUUACCCGACUUGUAGAGCCUCCUGUAUUGGAAUACUAAUGUAAGUUUAAUUUAUUGCUUAAAAUGAAAUGCCUAUUUAAUCCUCAGUAAUACUGACUCGAGUAUGAAAGGCCAAUAAAAUUCAUUAAGAGAAAGAAGGCAAUAACAAUGCUUUGCUAUUAAGCUGAGGCCUUGGAAAGGAAGAGCCAAAUACUGAAAUUACUGUACUGUGGCUUCAUGUGGAUGUGUGUGUGUGAGUGUAUGAGAGCGUCUACAGCAAGGCCUAAGGAGCAGACACGGUUGCCCCUCGAGAUUAGAGUGCAAUAAAGGAGGAUGAACGCAUCCGGAAAGCUCCAGAACGCGCUCCAGACAUCGCCUUACUGGAAAUCAAUCCUCUUGGUCAGGCCCCCUGCGUGCCGGGUUUAAGUGGAAGUGAUGGCGGGAGGAGGAGAAGGAGCCGAGUGAAGAAAAGAAGAGGAGGGGGAGGGAGGAAGGGAUCGAGGAAGAGGUGGAAGAGGGAGGAGAAGGAGCUGAGUAAAGAAAAGAAGAUGAGGGGGAGGGAGGAAGAGGUGGGAGAGGGAGGAGAAGGAGUCGAGCAGCUGAGUGAGAGGUCUGAUUGAAAGCAUUCUGGUCAGCUGGAUUAGCAGGCUGCUCUCAGCGCUCAGGUCUGAGGAGAGGUCAGUGUGAGCUGAGGGGACAGGAGGGCAUGAAGGCGGCCGCUUGUUUGUUUUUUAGCACUCAUCUGAGGCUGAGAUUCAUUGAACGGCUGAGCUCCAAACGCCAAUAUCUCUGCGAGUUUAAUAGCACUCAGAGGUGAGUCAACUCUCUCUGAAAGGUGAGAAGAAAGUAUAAAGAUUAUAUUUUUCUUUUCUCUUUAAUCUGUCGGAGAAACUUUCUCCUGCCAUUUAAUUGGCGAGCUUGUUAAGGAGGGGUUAAGAGCGCCAAAGGUCAACAAUCACAUCAACAGAGCCGUGGUGAAAGCUGGCAAACAAAAAGGUUGACCAAAGUGUAAAUUAGUCUCGCCUCUUAUCAGAACAAUAGCCAUUGUUCUGUGUUGUGAAUGUGUCAGAUGUGUCAAAAGUGUGAAUCACACACUACUCUAUCACUGUGAGGAGUAAAAGUUCCCACUCCAAACACACAGUAAGAGAACACUCAGAAGAUGUGGGUGCUCGUCCAAAAGGAGGGAUCUGCUGUGGAGGUGUCUCUCUUACACACACACACACACACACACUGUACAAAACACACAUCAGAGUGGGCAGUGUCGUCUCAUUUUUUAAGUUUUUAUUGAUGUGCCUUUAAUCACCAAGAGGAAAUAAGUGACAGAUUUGUCUUGGUGACUUUAGAGUACGGACAUAUUGACGACUUGAAGAGUUUCACACUGCAUACUGAUGCUUGAAAUGUUAGACAAGGACAGCAGCAAAGGACGACAGAUAGAAAUGGAUACUCGCUGUUUAACUCAAAUAGUGAUCUGGCUGCUGUCCCUCAAAGCAUUACUACAAAUUACCAUCAAGACAAACAACUCUGCCACUCAGUGUCUAUUGAAUUAAUUCAACCCAAGCCCCUAAAAAUUGUAAAGAGAGUGUCCUUAACCUGGCGUUGUGUAUUUAAUCAUAAGACAACAAGGGAGGCAUGGAUAAAGCCGAAUAAACUUGCAGAUCCCUUGUAAUUACAGUACCGUAUCUUUCGCACUAUAAGGCGCACCAUCAAUUAAUGCGUCUAUUUUCAUACAUGAGGCGCACCGGAUUAUAAAGCACAUUAAGCCAAACAAAACAGUCAGAUAAGUCAAACUUUAUUUAACUCAUUCAAUAACUCCGCAAGGUUACGGUAGCUGCAGCGCUCCGACAAGCCAAAAGGAUUUUAAGUGCGCCUUACAGUGCGAAAAAUACGGUAUUAGUGAAACGAAGCAAUAACAUUGUAACGCUGAAAUGCAAUUAUGUAGCAUUUCAUUUCAUAUACUGUAUUUUUUGGGCCAUAAUGUCACAUAUAAGGCGCACUGGAUUGUAAGGUGCAUUAAGCAAAACAACACAGUCCGGUAAAUCAAACUUUAUUUAACUCAGUUGUAACAACAAAUACCGGUACAGAAAAAUACACUCACUUAUUGAUUCAUUCCUCUUCCACAAAUCAUCGAAUUCUUCAUCUGAAGUGUCUGAAUUAAACAGCUGUGCGAUUUGGGCAUCAAGCAUGCUCAAAUCCCUCUCGUCAUUAUCCGAGUCAGUCUUGUUUCUGUCACCGGUACUUGGCUGUUCAGUGAUGAUUCCAGCUUUCGUUAAAGCUCAGACGACAGUUACCGUAAUGCUCCAAAUAUCCAUUGCGCGGAGCGGUUUUUGUUUCUUACCGAAGUCGUACUUACACAUUUCGACAGAUUUUUUAAGGGCAUUGUACCGCAUAAAAUCGGUCAGUAAGCACAAGUAAUCAUACAUCAGGCGCGCUGGAUUAUAAAGCGCACUGUCAAUUUUAUAGAAAAUUUAAGGAUUUUAAAUGCGCCUUAUAGUCCGAAAAAUACGGUACUUCAAUUGAAAUGAGAUGAAAUUAUAGGUUAGCUGCUUUUCUAGAUUUGUAGUACAGACACCUGCCCCAUCUCUGCCACCUGGAUUGAAAUAAGCACAGACGAGACGUGGCAUUGUGAAGUGAACUGGGGUGGUUGAAUUUUUAUCUAAAAGUGUAUCUUUAGUGUAGGCUGUGUAAACUGGUUAAACUGGCAUAUAACCGGCUGGAGCAGACAUAACCAGUAUAGGCAUGUAAAAAUGAACUGGUGCUGGUGGUGUGAGCUUUGUUAGUAUCAGGCAUGCUUAGCAAACCAGUCUUACCAACUGAUAGUAAGAAAUCGGUGAAGAUUGUAGGGGUGUCCCGAUACAACAUUUUUACUUCCGGUACGACACCGAUAUUGUAGCUUUCAGUAUUGGCCGACACCGAUAUUCAUCCAAUAUUGGCACAAAAUUGUGCAUGACAAGUUUUGCACACAGCUGCAACAUCCAGACUUUAACAAAAAAUUCUGCCAUACGGCUGACAUCACUCGUACUCCUUGCUACUUUGUUAGUACCGUAGUACACACUGUUGUCGUGAUUACAUGGGCUCUGCAUGCUGGGUCCAGGUGCUGCUAGAUAGAGGUGCUGGAAUGGAGCCUUGAAUGGACUGCUUUAUUGGAGUGCUGAUAUUUGAGAUCUGAAAUGCAGGCCGAUAUGAUCAUAUACUAGUUUUUUUUGCAGGUAUCGGACUGAUAUCCGAUAUCAAUAUCAGAUCAGGACAUCCCUAGUAGAUUGAGGGGUGAGGUUUGGAUGAGUCAUGGAUCCUGAGUCAAAAACAGUUUCCUAUUAAACCCCUCAGGUUUAAACUGAUGCCUGCAAAUGUCUUGUUUUAUUCCCCAAGGCCAAUGGUAUGACUAUGACUGUAGUACUAGUAUUAGACAGUGAGUAAUUCUUAGACUGGUUUUAAUUGUCUUAAUAAAUGAGUUUAAGUUUAAGUGGAAUCAUUUUCUGUCCAUCUAUUGAUCAUUCAACUCAUCGUUAAAGCUGUUAUAAAGCUUAAUACAUGCAGUUCCCACCAUUACUGGAAAGUAAAGAAUAUCAUUUAGGUAAUAGCGUCCUCUAUAAACCCAGACAAAUUGUUCCCCGAUGUAAUACAACCAAUAAUGUUUUCCGUUUCUGGUUUCAUAUGACUCUCAGCGACAAAACCGCUUCCUUUAUGUUGACUCAUCGUCUCAUCCAAACACAGAGCACUUUAACGGAGCAUAAAUGAUUGUGGUAUUUGUUGUUUUCUAAUUAAAUUCCAUGAGGCUGCCUCCCCUACAAUUUUAUAGCCCUUAAUGGAUGACAAAAUGUCAACCUUGGCAUUAUGAAAAAUCGCAGUAAUCGGAUCAGUUAUUGCACGAACGUUUCCACCUAUGAUGGUAAUUUUUAAGUCUAUACCCAGAUCAGGGCCUUUGUUUGCAUGCACCAUUGUUAGUGGUUGUAUAGGGAAGGUCACGCUAUGAUUUUCAAGUGUGUUAUUAUUUUGCAUAGUUCAGUAAAUAAAGAUUUGAUUGAUAAGAAAGACGUAUAAAGUGCUGCUAAAAAGUGAUUAAGGUAUGUGGUUGAGAGAAAAAGGGACAGAGAAGUGGAGAAAAGUGUGUGAGUGUGUCAUGUGUGUUGGAAAUAAAGUGAUCAAAGAUUCCUCAUGCACCAUACUGAGGUUUAUUCAUAAGCCAAGCCGUUGCUUGUCAAUUGACCAGGGCCACUUAGAGCUCCCAGGAAAGAAAUGAUCCAUGUCUCCAUAUGAAUAGAGGACCACAUGUUGCCGAGUCAAUGCUUUGCUAUUGAAACAGCGGACAAAGACUUCCCUGUAAGGCAAGAAAGCCUGACCUUCAACACAUCACAACUCUUUCAGCGAGCUGUAAAGAGCUCCGUCAGUCAGUCUGCUCUUACGUCUGUGCGCAUGAAAGCACAGGAAAAUAUAUUUCUGUUAUAACCAAGGUCUUACAACUUGCGUGUGCCAAAGUAUUGCUCUGCUGAUGCACAAUUUCAUUUAGAAGAUUCUACCGCCACCUGUUGCACAUAUUUUACUUCAUACCACAGCUCCAAUUAUUUUUAUUCCUUUUGAAACUGCGAUUUAGAAAAAUACUGAAGCAAUUUGUAUUUCUCUGAAACAUUAUUUUGAUGCUUUUAAAGAGUUAACUUAAGUAACCUUUUUUUCCCCUCAGUUUGUUGCCCAUUUAUCUUUUGCACUUCUUGCACAAGCAUCUCUUAAAAAUAAACCAUCUCUAUUGUAUGAUCUAUUCCAUUUAUCAAUAUUUUGAAGUGCAGCUGCUCUUAUCUUUAGAUACUAUUUUCCAUUUCCAUCCUGCAGUUAUGCACCAAAAAUACCAAAACCUAAUCCUGUAAAUCCACUCAGCACUGAAUCACAGCUCUGAUUCUUUUUGAGUUUCAUUGAAGAGUAAGCAAGAAACAUUCAAAAGCACACUUUUUUUUUUUUCAAAUAAAACCAACAUUAACCUUCACUAUGCUGCUCAACACUCAAGUGUCCAUGCCUCAUCUCUCAAUCCUUAAGCUUCUGAAUACAUCACCUCUUUGACCUCAGCUGGCUUAAUCUCAUAUUCCAGGUAUUACCAGAGAAAGAGAAGCAGUGGAAUACAACAGUGUAUUUGGCCUGUGGUUUGUGUUGCAUCCAAUGAAUCUUCUCUCAGCCUCCCUUUGGCCUGAGUUUAGCCGGCUCAGGCGAUGAUUUGCUUGAGGCGAGCGCUCAGGGAAGAGCCUCAGGCAGGGCCGAGCACAUCAAACAGCAGAGAAACCGUGAUAGAGAGAAGAGCAUGGGAAACCUGUCAUCAAUCAUAACUCCACCAGGGCACUGCAGGAAUCCAGGCUCUCAGAGAUUGUUGUGAUGACUGCUUAUCACUAUUGCAUGAAGGAAGUAUGAUGCAUGGCCUGACAAUGGCACAUGGGUUGGAAGUGUUCUCAUAAAAAUAUCUGCAGCUGCAGUGCUCUUGUCAGAGUCAAGUUUUCGGCCCAACGCAUAAAGAAUUUGAACAAGCUAAAGGGUUUAAAAUAUUUAAACGUGCACCUGACAACUGGGCAAUUAAAGAGUGCUGGUGUGGUUUUAUGUCUCCACAGGGCUGACGCUGGCAAAUGAAAACCACUGUGUUCUGACGCCCUGCCAUGGCCUCUUGACAGUCCACCCCCGUGUAGAUGGGUAG